UUUUGAAUUGUCAAUAGAAAUAAUUGGGAUCUGAAAUUAUAUUUUUGAAUAUUUCUUUCAUAUUCUUCAAUUUUAGGUAUUUUCUCUGUAUCAUAGUUACUGAAUGAUUAUAGAGUUUUAAUCCUUUCUGGUGUUUGAUUUACUAACUUGUUCAGCAAAAAAAUUGAAUAUUUUUUUAAGACAAUAUAUAGAUAUACAUAUAUGCUGGAUCCGCCUAUGUCUUUAUUAGAUAUUUUCUGUGCAUCAUAUUUGCUGAAUGAUCGAAGGGAGCCUUGGCGGAACUGGUACAGUUAUGACAUGUGACCAGGAGGUCACAGUUCGAUUCGUGUAAACAGCCUCUGGCAGAAAUGCAGUGUAAGACUGCAUACAAUAGACUCUUGUGGUCCAGCCCUUUCCCGACCGGUGCACACCGGUAGUUUAGUACAUCACGGCUGCCCUUUAUAGUUGAAUGAUUAUAAAAAUUCAAUUUUUUUUCUUAUUUUUUGUGAAUGUGGUGUCUGAGCCAGCACAAAUAUCGGGAAGCAGAUUCAAAUGGCUUAUAGAAGGAACUUAACAACAAGAGCUAAGUUUCUUUAUCAGCAACAAAGAGUUAUUACUCCAGCAUUUUGUUACCCACAUGAUGAUGAUAAAAAAACUCAAGAACCCAUUUGUAAAAAUCCAAGAUUUUCCACUUUUUUACAACCCCAUUAUGUGAAAAGUGGAAUUAACAGUUUAAAUGGGCCCAAAAGCCCAUUUCAAGAUCGAAGAUUUCGCCCUUCACAACACAUGAUUUGUAUGAGUUUGGGCUCAAUGUUCACUAGGAAUAUGUCUAGUAGUGUUAGUGGCGGUGGAACAGAGAAGAUAGAGCACAUAAGUGAAGUUGCUGAGCUGGCAGAUAAGGCUGUCGAGGUUGUAACUUCUCAAGUUCCAGCAUUGAAUGAGGUGGCAGUUGCUGCUGCUGAGUCGUAUUUGCCCGUGCAGGCGUUGCAGUACUUGAUUGAUUAUGUUCAUAUUUUUACUGGAUUUGAUUGGUGGGCAUCAAUAAUUGCUACAACUAUUAUUAUUCGAUGUAUAACCCUUCCAUUAAUGAUUAAUCAGCUCAAAGCCACUUCAAAAUUGGCGCUUGUGAAGCCAAAGUUGGAUGCGAUUAACCAAGAGAUGCAAGAUAGGGGUAUGGCUCCGGCAGCUGUCGCUGAAGGUCAACAAAAAAUGAAAGCAGCAAUGAAUGAAUAUGGAGUUUCACCCUUCACUCCCUUAAAAGGAAUUCUAAUACAAGGGCCAAUCUUUGUUAGUUUCUUUAUGGCUAUUUCAAACAUGGUGGAAAAAGUCCCUUCUUUCAAACAGGGGGGAGUGCUUUGGUUUACUGAUCUAACUACUCCAGAUAGUAUGUACAUCUUCCCUGUUUUGACUGCAUUGACAUUCUGGAUAACGGUGGAGUGCAAUGCGCAAGAAGGGUUGGAAGGAAAUGCUCAUGCUAAAACUAUAAAAAAUGUCUCACGAGCCUUUGCUGCUUUAACUAUCCCAUUUACUGCUGGUUUUCCUAAGGCAGUAUUCUGUUAUUGGAUGACCUCAAAUCUUUUUUCACUCUCCUACGGAUUGGUGAUUAAAAAUCCUGCAGUUAAGAAGUUACUUCGCAUUCCUAUAAUACCUGUCAGUCCUCCAUCUGAACAAAAACCGGGACUCUCAUUUUUCGAUACUCUCAAGAAAUUUGCUGCAGCGCAAGAGCACUUAGUGGCACAAAAGCACGCUCAGUCAUCAUUUCCCCAGGCAUCAAAACCCACAAGUCAAGGUCUAUCAUCAUCAUCAUCGUCGUCGUCUUCUGUUCUUGGUAAAAGGAUCGAAAGUUUAGAGAAACAAGUAAAAAGAAGAAAGAACAACAAGAAGAGACGUUGAACCGUUGUUGAUUGAAGGAGAAAAAUUGGUCUAGCAAAUUGAUAAUUAUAGGUUAUUAUUAGUUGCGCAUAUACACCAUUGAAAUCUAUGUUGCUCAGACUUUCCAAAAGUGCUGUUGCACCCGUGUCGGAUCUUCAAAAAAUACCAACAACAUUUUUGAAGAGUUCGAGCAACAUAGAUUGAAAUAAUUGGGGCAGAAGCUCAUUUUUCACUAGUUAUGUUUCUUGAGAAUUAUAGGGUAGGGGAGCGAGCAGUGUGUAAUUUUUUUCAAAGUACUUCAUAGAGAUGUAAUAUUUUUUGUUUUGUUUCAUUUUUCAUACGAAUAUAGGCAUUUGAGAAAAGAUUAUAGUCUAAGAAAUUUUGUAACGAUGACCAGAAUACUGCAGCACUAGAUGUCAUCAGUAGUUUGCUGUAAUUAGCAAAUCAAUUUUGACUUGCAACCACAAGUUUUAAUUCUUCUUUA
Messenger RNA from Nicotiana tabacum (common tobacco), 2335 nucleotides. RefSeq names its product mitochondrial inner membrane protein OXA1-like. NCBI's taxonomy places the organism in Eukaryota, Viridiplantae, Streptophyta, Magnoliopsida, Solanales, Solanaceae. Gene Ontology annotation, biological process: protein insertion into mitochondrial inner membrane from matrix. Gene Ontology annotation, cellular component: mitochondrial inner membrane. Gene Ontology annotation, molecular function: membrane insertase activity. The record is from RefSeq and is a predicted model, not a curated record.